Molecule: messenger RNA, 1188 nt
Organism: Cryptococcus wingfieldii CBS 7118
Lineage: Eukaryota; Fungi; Basidiomycota; Tremellomycetes; Tremellales; Cryptococcaceae
Exons: 5
Coding region: 1-1188 (395 amino acids)
Source: RefSeq, a predicted model, not a curated record
AUGUCCAUCAAAGCCAACCUCGAGGAUUUCACUAUUAAGGUCGCGAAUAAGGAUCAGGAGAAGCAGCAUGCCCUGGCAGGGUAUGAUCAUUGGCAGAAGGGUGAGCCGUUCGAGGAGUACCGCAAGGUGUCUAUAAGGGAGAAGACAGAAGCAAAGUGGGGCAAAGAGGCAUUUGUCACUUGGGUGUUGGUCCGAAAAGACGACACGGACGGCGAAAUCUAUUCUGGCUGUGAGACAUACCGCAGGCAAGGAUUCAUCAAGCGCAAAGGCGCAACCGAUAUUGAACCGGGCUUUGUGUAUUGCAUUGCCUCCGUCGUGACACCCAAAGCCCAUGGCCGAAAUGGCUAUGCCACUCGCUUCCUGAGCCUCCUUCACCGACAUCUCUCCCCCGGAUCUACUCUCCCACCCAUCCCCGCCUCAUGGGGUAAAGACCAACCCAGCAUCCCCCUUCCCGCCCAAGCAGCUGAACAAAUCCCCAAGGCAAUCGGGUCCUAUCUUUGGUCCGACGUGGGCGCGAGCUUCUACUCCAAGUGUUCUAUCGGAGAAGGCCGACCGGGAUGGGUGGUGGACGAUGCUCAGUGUUCUGAACUCGUCUGGAAGAUCCUACCCCCAGCUACUGUCGAAGGCUCCUUUUCGUGGAUCCAUCUUCAAGACCUUGAAGAUGUCGGCAGCCUCAUCUCUGCCCGCCUUCAGUCCAACUUGCGCCAGACGGACACUUCCCAAAAUGCUGUCUUUAUCACCGACCCAGCUUCUCCGGGUGUGUUGGACUUUGUGCCCGUCAAGGGGUCUUGGAAACGGCCCACACCCGAGCCUCUACCUGUUGGUAUCCGUAUCCCCUCGCCCUCUGGGAAGAAGGAAGAUGACGCGAUAGUCCUAUUCGCAGUAUCGUGUAUCCACAUCGGCGACAGAUUCCUCAUCACCCACAUCUCCAACCUCUCUCCCUACCAGCUACCUCUUCUCCUUUCUGCCAUCGACUCUCUUGCAUCUUCUUCCACCCUCUGCCCGGCGGAAGGGUGGGCCUGGGACCUCGGUCUUUCGGGCGAGCUUGUUGAUGCUUGGAAGAAGCAAGAGGAGAGGGCGGUAAGCGUGGGGAGAAGGGAGGAGAUUGAUGGACAUUUGUUGGGGGUUGCUUGGUAUGGUGAUGAUGAAGGGAGGCUGGGUAAUGGGGACAUCUGGAGCUGGGCCUAA